ACCCAGGAACACAUUUCAAAAGCCCCUGCUGGGUAUAUUGGUAAGCCACUGGUGCUACAACCACUGAGUGCUGAACAAUGGGGGACACUGGACCGUAUCAACGAGGCUUUGUUGAAAGAAUAUUCUGUUAGAAGACAGAUGUUAUUGACAAGGUGUAGCGUAACUGUCCAGUCUUUUAAAUGGUCUGAUAGAACCAAGGGUAAGGAUGAGUCAUUUACUAGUGUCUAUCAAUCAAAAUGGACUCCAUUGAAGGAGAAGGCUCCAAUACCAAUAGCUAGAGUACUAGCUGCUAAAAAUGAUUUAUUGAGUAUAGAGAGGACCAGUAGUGGCUCCGUUAGACAGAACACAGUCUCUGAUAUUAACAAGGUUUUGAUUGGCUCCGUUCCUGACAGAGGGGGCAGACCAAAUGAGACACGCCCACCACCUGAAAUGCCUUCGUUCAAGCAACGGACUGAAGCACCAAGAGAGAAGAGAGAUGGAGGAGGUGAUGGUAGAGGUGGGUGGGGCAGAGGAGGAGGAAGAGGUGGCCGUGUCCAAGGAGGUUGGUCGAAAGGAGGCGGAGACAAUUACCAACGAAGUUAUUCUGUAGACAGUUAUGGUGGUCAUUGGGGAGGGGGAGGAGAAAGGGGUGGAGCUUAUGACGGGAGCUAUGGAGCAUUCCAUGGAGCAAGCUAUGGUCCUAAUUAUGGAUAUGAUAAUUAUUCUGGAACCUACGGGAACUAUGGAGGAGGGGGAGGGGGAGGGUAUCAGAGAGGGUACUCGUAUGAGGAUAGAGGACCAGGUGGUGGUGGUGGUCAGUAUGGUAGGAGAGGAGGGCGGGGUUUUCAACACCAGCACAGCAACUAUUAUUAAUAAUAAUAUGCAUGAUUUAGUUAUUAUUGAUGACAUUUGCAUGUAUGAUUAAAGACAUGUUUUGCAUUAAUUUUGUUGUACAUUGUAUCUCAUGUAAUCUCAGUGUUGUUAGUUUGCUGUUACAAUUGUUCUUAUCAUAUUGACCUUUAUUCAUAAUA
Messenger RNA from Amphimedon queenslandica, 1010 nucleotides. RefSeq names its product protein FAM98A-like. The transcript is spliced from 5 exons. The record is from RefSeq and is a predicted model, not a curated record. Gene Ontology annotation, cellular component: tRNA-splicing ligase complex. The annotation marks the transcript as partial. NCBI's taxonomy places the organism in Eukaryota, Metazoa, Porifera, Demospongiae, Haplosclerida, Niphatidae.